Messenger RNA from Rotaria sordida, 738 nucleotides. NCBI's taxonomy places the organism in Eukaryota, Metazoa, Rotifera, Eurotatoria, Philodinida, Philodinidae. The record is from the annotation of a GenBank genome assembly.
UCCUAUGAAAAUGCACGUGAAAUUCAAGAAAAAAUGCGUCCUUCAAUUGAUCUUGAUCUGGCAGUUACCUAUAGUAAUAUGGGUCUUCUAUAUACAAGCUUAAAUGACACUUCGAAUGCAUUAUUAUAUCAUCAAAAAGCUCUUGAAAUACGAACAAAAAAUCUCGAAGUAAAUCAUCCAGAUUUAGCUACUACUUAUAACAAUAUCGGACUCGUAUAUGAUCAAAGACAAGAAUUUUCAACUGCUUUGUCAUAUUAUGAAAAGACACUUAAAAUCUAUACACAAAUUCUUCCAGACAAUCAUCCUUGGUUGGCUACGACUUGCAAAAAUAUUGGUCUUGCCAAAAUAUCGAUGGGAGAAUGUAUGAUUGGACUCAAUAAUCUUUGCAAAGCAAGAGAAAUACGAAAAAUAGCACUUCCUUCUAAUCAUCCAUCAAUAGCUUCUAUAUGUGGUACCAUCGGUGGAAUAUAUCAAGAAGCAGGAGACUAUACCACUGCACUCAAGUUCUAUGAAGAAGCAUUAGAUAUUGGAAAAAGAGCUCCACAUAUCGAUUAUGCAUGUUUGGCUAUGACUUAUUACAAUAUGUCGAGAAUAUUGAAUGAGCUCAAACAAUAUGAUAAGGCCCUGAAAUAUGCUGAACUUGCGGUGCAAUCAGCUAGUAAAUCUUCAAUGACAACGAAUUCCGAUGCAGUAAAGUUUAAGAAAAACUUCGAACAACUUCAAACAAAACGAUUAUGA